UCAUCACAUUCAGUUCGACUCCUUCAGACAACGAUGUCGACCAAAACGGUAGUCUUGUGUGCCCUUUUGGCAGUCACGGCGACAAUUCCUCGAGGGGUUCUCUCUGACCCAGCAAGAUUAUACCAACCUCCUGCAGUAGGCGGAUCUGGGUUCCCCUCAGGAGGAGCUGGAGUUUCUUCUAGCGGAGGAUUCGGAGGUCCCGGUGGUUUUGGGGCGUCUUCUGGUGCACAUGGAGGAUCAGGAAGUGGAGGAUUCGGUGGUUCAUCUGGAGCAGGAUUUGGUGGUUCGUCAUCUGCAGGAGGAUUUGGCAGCGGUGCUUUGAGUGGAGGUUUUGGCAGUUCUGGUGGUUCCUCUGGUGGUCUUGGUGGGGUUGGCAGUGGAGGCUUUGGAGGUUCUGCAGGAAGUGGCUUUGGUGCCUCAGGAUCUGGUUUUGGAGGUUCUGCAGGAUCCGGUGCUGCUGGAUUUGGAGGUUCUCCUGCCGGUGGUUUUGGUGGAUCAGCUUCAGGAGGCUUUGGCGGAAGUUCCUCUGGAGGUUUUGGUGGUUCAAGUGGAUCAUUUGGAGGAUCUCGACCUUCAGGAUCAUCUGUUGGAGGAGGAUUUGGAGUGUCUGGAUCUGCUGGUGGUUACCAAGGUCCCUCUGCUCCUGUUGUACCUAUUCUUGUUGACGAACGUGAUGGUCCACACGCUGACGGUUUCUUACGCUUCAACUUCGAAACUGGAAAUGGCAUCAGCCGUCAAGAACAAGGAUACCCACAGGGUGUUACUGGAGCUGUGGCACAGCAAGGGGCAUGGUCAUUCACAUUCCCAGACGGUACCCCAGCUAACUUCCAGUUUGUUGCCGAUGGAUCUGGUUUCAAUGUACAAUCAGACCUUCUGCCAACUCCUCCUCCUCUUCCACCUCAUGCCAUCGCUCAGAUUGAGAAGGCAGCUCUAGAGGAUGCUGCUGCCAGUGCUGCCGGAGCUCAGGGAGCUUACGGUGGAAGUUCCCAAUCUGGAUCAGGAUCUCAGUUUUCUGGAAGUGGAUCUCAAUUCUCUGGAUCUGGUUCCCAAUUCUCUGGAACUGGAUCUGGCUCAGGAGCAGGCUUUGGAUCUGGAGUAGGAUCUGGCUCAGGAGCUGGUUUUGGAUCUGGAGUAGGAUCUGGCUCAGGAGCUGGUUUUGGAUCUGGAGUAGGAUCUGGCUUUGGUUCUGGAGUAGGAUCUGGCUCUGGAGCUGGGUUUGGUUCUGGUGCUGUCUUAAGCUCUGGAGCAGGCUUCGGCUCCGGGUCUCAAUUGUCUGGUGCUGGAUUUGGCUCUGGAUCUCAACUGUCUGGUGCUGGAUUUGGCUCUGGAUCCCAGUUAUCUGGGUCUGGAUUUGGCUCCAGACCAGUACCACAGACUCCAAGCAGAACCUACGGUUUACCUUGAACACACUCAAGAACCUAUUCAGCACGACCCACCUGAUGUGUGAUGUUCCACUUAUUAAAAGGAUCUAUCAUUCAUAAUGCAUAAGUUUGAAUUUUUCAGAUGAUGUAGGACUCAGUAAGUGUUGUCAUCAUGUGUCACUGAUGAUUGUUGCAUGUGAAUUACUGACUGAAUUGUCCAUUUCUCAGAUGGACCACUGAAUUUCAAGGUGCUUAAUUGUUCCAACAUUCACUUGGGUAAUGGACCUGUUAUUGAUUCCACGGUGACAAAAAUACGCUUAGUAGUUGUAGUUAUUGUUAACGAUCAAAUAUAAAUUUUGAUAAAA
Molecule: messenger RNA, 1726 nt
Organism: Macrobrachium nipponense
Lineage: Eukaryota; Metazoa; Arthropoda; Malacostraca; Decapoda; Palaemonidae
Exons: 3
Coding region: 34-1404 (456 amino acids)
Cellular component (GO): chitin-based extracellular matrix
Molecular function (GO): structural constituent of chitin-based larval cuticle
Source: RefSeq, a predicted model, not a curated record